Penicilliopsis zonata CBS 506.65 is the source of this 2261-nucleotide messenger RNA. RefSeq lists its product as hypothetical. Gene Ontology annotation, cellular component: cytoplasm. The transcript is spliced from 6 exons. Gene Ontology annotation, molecular function: alpha-1,4-glucan glucosyltransferase (UDP-glucose donor) activity. NCBI's taxonomy places the organism in Eukaryota, Fungi, Ascomycota, Eurotiomycetes, Eurotiales, Aspergillaceae. The record is from RefSeq and is a predicted model, not a curated record. Bases 54 to 2231 code for a protein of 725 amino acids. Gene Ontology annotation, biological process: glycogen biosynthetic process.
GCUCUAGUCCCCAGAACUUUCCACCCUCCAAAACCGUAAGGACCAGUGGCGCCAUGGCCAGCGAGACGAGUGAAUCGGAGCCCGUCAAGCGUGAUGUGCGCAAUCACAUACUGUUUGAGAUAGCCACGGAGGUUGCUAAUCGAGUGGGAGGAAUCUACUCUGUCUUGAAAUCAAAAGCUCCAGUCACCACUGCUGAAUAUGGCGAGAGGUAUACGCUUAUCGGGCCUCUCAACCGCAACUCGGCUGCGGUUGAAGUAGAAGAGCUCACGCCGUCGAAUCCCGCUAUGAUCGAAACGAUCAAGUCGAUGAAGGAACGUGGAAUCGAAAUUGUGUACGGGCGUUGGCUCAUCGAAGGUGCUCCCCGAGUGCUUCUCAUCGAUACUGGAACAGGCUAUAAAUACCUGGAUGAGUGGAAAGGGGAUCUCUGGAACACUGCUGCCAUCCCCUCUCCAUCUGCUGAUCAUGAGACCAACGAGGCCAUCGUGUUCGGUUACCUGGUGGCUUGGUUCUUGGGAGAGUAUAUCGCCCAUGAUCAACGCCGUGCGGUUGUUGCUCACUUUCAUGAGUGGCUUGCAGGUGUUGCCUUGCCUCUGACGAAGAAACGGCACAUGGAUCUCACUACGAUCUUCACCACGCAUGCCACCUUACUGGGCCGCUAUCUCUGUGCUGGCUCGGUUGACUUUUACAACAAUCUGCAGUUCUUCGACGUGGAUGCAGAGGCCGGGAAGCGCGGUAUUUACCACCGGUAUUGUAUCGAGCGAGCGGCUGCCCACACGGCGGAUGUCUUUACCACCGUUUCCCAUAUCACAGCCUUUGAGAGCGAGCACUUGCUAAAACGCAAGCCCGAUGGUGUUUUACCUAAUGGCCUGAAUGUCAAGAAGUUCUCUGCGAUGCAUGAGUUCCAGAAUCUGCACUCGCAGGCCAAGGAAAAGAUCAAUGACUUUGUGCGUGGUCAUUUCUAUGGACACAAUGACUUUGACCUGGACAACACCCUGUACUUCUUUACGGCGGGUCGGUAUGAGUUCCGCAAUAAAGGCGUCGACAUGUUCAUUGAAGGUCUUGCCCGCCUCAACCACCGUCUCAAGGCUAGCGGAUCCAACCUCACCGUUGUCGCCUUCAUCAUCAUGCCUGCCCAGACCUCAUCACUGACAGUCGAGUCCCUCAAGGGACAGGCAGUCGUCAAAUCCCUGAGAGACACUAUUGAGAUGAUCGAGAAGGGGAUCGGCAAGAGAAUGUACGAGCGGUGUCUCUCGUGGAAGGAAGGGGACAAUAUGCCCGACGAGAAGGAUCUCAUCACGAGUCAGGACCGCGUGCUCUUGCGCCGCAGGCUAUUUGCCAUGAAGCGCCACGGUCUUCCUCCCAUCGUUACGCACAACAUGACCAAUGAUUCAGAGGACCCGGUUCUGAACCAACUGCGUCGUGUGCAGCUAUUCAACCACCCCUCAGACCGAGUCAAGAUCGUCUUCCACCCCGAAUUCCUGAACUCGUCCAACCCCGUAUUACCCUUGGAUUAUGACGAUUUUGUACGAGGCACCCAUCUCGGUGUCUUCCCUUCCUACUAUGAGCCCUGGGGCUACACGCCCGCGGAAUGCACUGUCAUGGGCGUUCCCAGCAUUACCACGAACCUCUCUGGGUUCGGCUGCUACAUGGAGGAGCUGAUCGAAAACUCCUCCGAUUAUGGAAUUUAUAUUGUCGAUCGUCGGACGAAGGGCGUGGAUGACUCGGUCAACCAGCUGGGCGAUUUCAUGUAUAAUUUUACAUUGAAAAGCCGGCGUCAACGCAUCAACCAGCGCAACCGGACGGAGCGGCUCAGUGAUCUCCUGGACUGGAAACGUAUGGGCAUGGAAUACGUGAAAGCUCGCCAAUUGGCAUUACGCAGAGCAUACCCUUCGUCUUUCUCAGAAACCGAGGACUUUUAUGACAUUAUCGGCGGAACAGAACAGAAGAUCUCGCGGCCCUUGUCGGUGCCAGGCUCUCCACGAGACCGUUCAGGAAUGAUGACACCGGGCGACUUCGCAUCACUGCAAGAAGGUCGGGAGGGACUCAGCACCGAAGAUUAUAUCGCGUGGAAACUGCCAGAGGAAGAGGAGCCUGACGAAUACUUUUAUCCACUCACCCUACGCAACAAGAAGACAUCAGAUCGUCCAGCUUCACCUCUCGAUAGCGUCGCUGAUAGCGUCACCGAUAACGUCGCCGUUAAUGGAAGUAGUAAGACGAGUGAAGCAGUAUAGUUUUCAUAAUGAUGAUGAUAAGUCAGGACG